GAUGGCUUCCAAAACAAUGUUUUUAUUUUGAGAAGUGUGUCAUUUUCAGUUAUUGAAAGGAAAUAUACUUUACACUAAAAAUGACAUCGAUUCUUGAAAUUGGAGAAGGUGGAAUAGAUCCCCAGGCAGAAGUUAGAAAACUUCAGGAUUUAGUAAAAAAGUUGGAAACACAAAAUGAAGUGUUACGUCAAAAACAAAAACUUGCAACUAAAAGUGAUACAAACGUUAUUGAAAAUGACGGUGAAGUUUUAAAGCCCACAGUGAACAAUAGUGUAUUUUACAAUUCCAGAAAACACUCAGAUAAACGCGAUGUUUCAAUAAAUAAGUCAGAAAGUUUAGAAACUGUCGAAUUGAUAGAUUUGAGUAAUUCAGACAAUGAUGCUGAAGAUAGUUGGUUGUAUAGUUCUCCGCGUCCAUUGACUCCACAGCAACACAGAAUGUCUCCUUAUAAAUGGAUCCGUCAAGACCUGGACAACCCUAGUCCUGAAGUACACUCUGCUAGAAAGGCCCUCAAAUUUAAGCUGGAUGAAGUAGCCAGAAUGAGUAGAAGCAGCAGCACACCUGUGCUUCAAGAUUUCACCACAGCGCCCACCCAGCCACCAACCAUGAGUCUGUCGGCAGACAGUGCAACCUCCCCUAGGAUCAUGAAACCCAGCUCCAAACCCUCCAUGGUAUACAACUCCAGUCUGCAAGGAGGCAACAGGAUAAACACAGGCACCUUUACUAGGCCAAAAAAGUCACCCAGCUCUGAUAAACCCAGUCCAGAGGCAGUUGAGAAUGGCCUUGAACACGUGGAGAUGGUUACACACCACCAGAAUGUGGCGGAUAUAGAGAAUCUGGCUAAGCAGCAGGAGGAAAGUUUGCGACAAAGUAUUGCGCAAUCAUCGCCAAGAAGAGGCUUUAGGUCACGACCUUUGCCAAACAUGGGCAGUUCCCAAGGUAACGAUACAAAUAGUGUGUCCUCUGCCGACUCGAAUAGAUCGAGUCCUGUGAGAUUGGAGGACAAUGAGGGUCGUCGUGACAGCAGUAAUUCGGUAGGGUCUGAUCACAGCAGCCCUUCCGAUAGCCCGUAUGGUAGCAGUCAGCACCUGAAUGUUCAGAAUGCAGGUCACUCCAACUUUAGAGGCAGUGCGCCAAACAUGUCGAGACUGAUCCCUCGUGUGCAACACCACAACAGUGAGUCCAGUCUGGCAGACUUUACGUCCAAUGAGAAUGAGGAGCAAUAUGAGGAAGAACCCACCAGAUAUGUCAGUAGGGUACCACCGAGUCAGAUGGCCCGGCCUGCAUCUCCGAGUGUGAGUGGAUUGAAGCAGCCCCAGCGUCUGAGUAGAGGGGGCUCCCCCCAGAGGUCAGGCCUGCCCACCCCCAGGCGGUCAAUACCCCGUCCGGCCAGCACCCCCAGAUCUAGUAUAGCCUCACCGUCACCCAAAAGGAUAUCUGGACUGCCUGCCCCACAAACUCGAGUCAGUCAGCAAAAGCCCAGAUAUGAUGAUAACUGGAGAGAUGGCUGCUUCUAGAUGCAAUGCUUUAAACUUGGUUCAAGGAUCUUCAAUCAUUAAAAAUAUAAAGUGUUAAUAUUUGGUUGUUAAGGUUACUUAAAUGUGGAAAAAGGUUUCUUGGCAUUAACUUUAUUUGUGGACUUUUGGAAGGAAAUGUGAUAAAUGUUCUUUAAUUGAGAUAAAUUAGUAUCACCAUUUCAACUU
Dreissena polymorpha is the source of this 1703-nucleotide messenger RNA. Its product is annotated as SLAIN motif-containing protein 2-like. Bases 81 to 1517 code for a protein of 478 amino acids. NCBI's taxonomy places the organism in Eukaryota, Metazoa, Mollusca, Bivalvia, Myida, Dreissenidae. The record is from RefSeq and is a predicted model, not a curated record. Gene Ontology annotation, biological process: microtubule nucleation; positive regulation of microtubule polymerization; cytoplasmic microtubule organization. The transcript has 9 exons. Gene Ontology annotation, cellular component: microtubule plus-end.